UUUAUUGGAAGUCCUUUUUGAUUCUAAUAUAGGCUUUAGCUUUGAGCUUUGGCGAGAAAGAGAGAGAGAGAGAGGGGGAUUGUGGCCUUCGCCUUCCUCGUAGAGGGGCGGAGUCCGGCCAAAGUGGUCGUCGGGGGAGGGGGAGGGGAGGGGCGGGUUGUCGAUGGCCGUCUCCUGGUCCUCCGCCAUCAGGAUCUCCCUCCUCGUCCUCCUCGUCGCCGCCGUCGUCGCCGCUUUCUUCACCCUCCCUGUCCAAAAGAUUUUGAAUGACUUUUUGGUGUGGAUAAAGCAGAAUGUUGGUCCGUGGGGUCCUGUUGUGCUGGCUGUUGCAUAUAUUCCUUUGACAAUUCUAGCUGUUCCGGCAUCAAUACUUAGUCUUGGUGGUGGAUAUCUGUUUGGAUUGCUGAUAGGCUUUUUUGCUGAUUCAAUUGGAUCAACACUUGGUUCUGUAGCUGCAUUUUUACUUGGUAGAACGUUAGGAAGGCCUUAUGUUGUCUCCAAGUUGAAUGAUUAUCCAGAGUUUCAGGCUGUUGCUGCUGCAAUUCAGAGAUCUGGAUUUAAGAUUGUAUUGCUGCUUAGGCUUGCACCUUUACUUCCAUUUAGCAUGUUGAACUACUUCCUAGCUGUGAUGCCUAUUGGCAUCGGGGAAUACACGAUGGCGUCCUGGCUUGGAAUGAUGCCGAUUACUCUUGCGCUAGUGUAUGUUGGUACUACUUUCAAGGAUCUAGCUGAUGUGACACAUAGAUGGAAUGAGGUUUCAUCUACUCAUUGGGUACUUAUGGUAACUGGGCUGGCAAUAUCUGCUAUCCUUAUGGUAUGUGUCACGAGAGAAGCACAUGUAUAUUUGGAUAAGGCAUUGGUUGAAAAUCCAGUGGUAGAGAACAUCCUAAUCAUCACGACGCCACCAUCGUCACCUCCACCACCACCACCGGUGUCACCCGAGUCACCCUUGCACCUACAGCAACCUCUUAUGAUCAAGAUGGACACUUCAAAUGUCGAUCGCGUGAAAUAAUUUUUUUCUUUUUCUUUUUGUUUUUCUUAGUGUAAAUUAUUCCCCCAUCAUUUUCUUGGGGCCCUCGUAGAAGCUAGCCUUGGUUUUCAAGGAACCACCAUAGCUCUAAAGCAGCAGCAGAUACAUGCUGCUAUUUCUUUGUUAGAUAACAUAGGUUCUUAUCUAAUGUAACUCUUAACUUGGCCACAUGUAUUAAUGUUUUACCGACACUAUUAAUGCAAUUAACAUCUCCUCCA
Molecule: messenger RNA, 1248 nt
Organism: Musa acuminata AAA Group (dessert banana)
Lineage: Eukaryota; Viridiplantae; Streptophyta; Magnoliopsida; Zingiberales; Musaceae
Exons: 9
Coding region: 164-1012 (282 amino acids)
Cellular component (GO): membrane
Source: RefSeq, a predicted model, not a curated record